Messenger RNA from Neltuma alba, 1294 nucleotides. RefSeq lists its product as uncharacterized. Lineage: Eukaryota; Viridiplantae; Streptophyta; Magnoliopsida; Fabales; Fabaceae. The transcript is spliced from 5 exons. The coding region runs from base 1 to 1287 and encodes 428 amino acids. The record is from RefSeq and is a predicted model, not a curated record.
AUGGCUGUGUUUCCUGCCGAGUGCGAUGAAGAUCAAGGUGACAUGUUCUUACGAAUUACAGUGACCCCGCAAUGGAGAAAUUACAACGAAGGGCUAAUUUUUCUUGUCAACAUUGGACACCUUGAGGCAGUGGUGCACAUCCUACAGCAGCCUUUCAUAACUGGAGUUUCUCGAGUUUGUAAGUCAGUUCCACUCUUACCUACAGUCAGAAGAGAGGAGAGUCGUUGUUCUUCUCUCAAAGACAUCCAUGUGGAUAUAGUGUGUACCUUCAACAGGAAACCAGUCUGGAUUAUAGUGUCUGAUAGAAAUCCAAGGUACAUUUCUUGGCAUAGAUGUCAUAAAAGUAAGGGUUUAGAAUUGCGCAUGCAAGAAGUCCUAGCUGCUGCACAAUCUAGCUUAACAUUAGGACCUUCCUCAGUUAUACUUUUCUUUGCGAAUGGGAUUGCAAACCAUGUCUACAAAAAACUUCAAGAUAAGUUUGGGGCGUCAGAAAUUGGAUUGGGGCCUUCAGUUUUCAACUUUGAUGCAUUUGAGGAAUCAGAAGGAGACUGGAUAAACAUACUGGCAAGAUCUUAUAAAGACGCUUGCAUCCUUGAAAUAAAACCGAUCAAUAGCAAGGAUGCUGUUUCAGGGGUAGAACAUAUUGACAAAGGUUUGACUGUGGACUCUGCUCAACUAGGGGUUUCAGUUGAGAAAACUGCUCAACCUCAGCUUUCUGUUGAAGAUUGUGAAGCCAACAUGGCUAAUGCAUUCUGCUCCAUUGUUCUGGGACUGAAAUUAUGCUCCCUGAAAAUUAAAAAUUUAGAAUCUUCUGAACCAGGAAACUACGUUAGAGAAGUUGAUUUGAUAAACUUUGAUACAACAGCUUUGAUAGCUCUUGUAACAGGAAUUAGUAAUGGUGGUGCCCAGAAUCUUUUGGCUCGUCCAGAGAGUGAAUUGAGGGAGAGAUUCAAAGGAAACUAUGAGUUUGUGGUUGGUCAAGCAAUGUCUGAAAUUCAGAAUCCGAUCCAUGUGGAAUUCAGCAGAGUGUUAUGUGGAAAGACAGGCAUGAUUUGUGAGAGUGUCCAUAUGGAAUUCAAGGAGUUGGUAUUAAUGUGUGGAGGGCCGAAUGAGAAACUGAGAGCUGACAAAUUAAUAAAUAGCCUAAGGGUUGUUCCUGAUUGUCCAUCAGAACGGAUGAUGGGUCUGCCAACAACAAGAAAGUUGGCAAUGAAAAAUAAGGUUGUUUUUGGCACUGGUGACUAUUGGCACGCUCCAACUUUAACUGCAAACAUGGCGUUUGUCUGAGCAGUUU